CGUGCAGACGGAUUUCGUCACUGAUCUCCGUCCGCCAUUUUAAUCAACGCGGCACUUUAUUCGUGUUGAAGUCUUUGACCUUUUAAAUCCACAGUAAUACAAUCAGUUACGUAGCAAGCGUCGGAUCAAACUACAUAUACUUCAAAAUGCAGGCCGAAGAGCAAGGUGACUUCAGCACCGACGAGUUUCCAGAAGGCUCCAAGAUAAACGCGAGUAAAAAUCUGCAGGAUGACGGGAAAAUGUUCAUCGGUGGACUCAGUUGGGACACCAGCAAGAAAGACCUUUCUGACUACCUGUCCAAGUUUGGAGAGGUCCUUGACUGCACCAUCAAAACAGACCCCAUGACCGGCCGCUCCAGGGGCUUCGGGUUCGUGCUCUUCAGAGAUGCUGAGAGCGUUGAUAAGGUGUUAGAGCUGAAGGAGCACAAGCUGGAUGGGAAACUGAUUGAUCCCAAGAGAGCCAAAGCCAUGAAGGAAGAGCCCCCCAAGAAGGUGUUCGUCGGCGGUCUGAGUCCAGACACGUCUGAGGAACAGAUCCGGGAGUACUUUGGAGCUUAUGGAGAAAUCGAAAACAUUGAGCUCCCCAUGGACACCAAAACAAACGAAAGGCGGGGAUUCUGCUUUGUGACGUACGUUUUAGAGGAUCCCGUUCAGCAACUGCUGGAGAACAGAUACCAUCAAAUUGGAUCAGGGAAGUGUGAAAUCAAAGUUGCCCAGCCUAAAGAAGUUUACAGACAGCAGCAGGGCAGAGCGGACCGAGGCUUCGGAGGAGGACGAGGAGGCUUCAGGGGCCGUGGAAGAGGACAGGGCCAGGGCUAUAAUCAAGGAUACAACAGCUACUACGGCCAGAACUAUGGAAGCUACGGCAACGGAUACAACCAGGGCUAUAAUGGCUAUUCUGGCUAUGACUAUUCAGGAUACAACUAUCCCAAUUAUGGCUAUGGACAAAGCUAUGAUGAUUACAGUGGUCAACAGAGCAGUUAUGGCAAGGCCUCACGGGAAAGCGGAAACCAUCAGAACAGCUACCAGCCGUAUUGAUAAAGUGGCUAAACACAUUGACGUUCAUGGUAAGGUCACAUCUUUGCUGCGUUCUGGACCCGACCUCAAUGUUAAAGAUCAAUAGACACUAUCUGACAGCUUAAGGCCUACGCAUAUCAAUGCGCCCGAGUUGAACAACACAUGUCUAUAGAUCUUUAAUCACUCACGUUUGUGUAGCCAUUUUGCCUUUUUAGCGUGCCAGAAAAACGUAAGUGUUUUUCUGUAGGUUUUCCUUUUCCUCCUCCUGCUUUAACAGGUGAUCAUAAUGGAAUAACAUAGAGACUUGAUAGCAAUGCUAACAGGUAAAGUACAGCUAAGGGGUACAGAGUAAGGGCGCCUCUCCUGAUUUUUCCUUUCUUUCCCUAAUUCUGAUUAUUGUACCUUGUUUGUACCUGCCAGCGGGGACUUCAUUGCAGGCCGUGUGUCACCUGACCACGACAUUCUCUGGGCGUCGCACAUAGCGGGCAGAGAGCACGGCAUGCACAAGAAAGCGCUGUCCUGUGGUAUGGUCUCUUCAAACUUCCUGUACCAGCGUAAAACAAACAAAAAGACAAAGGAGCUUCCCUCAUUUUCCUUAAGUUGUUGGUUUUCGUUAACAGUUCCAAAUGUGUUUUUUCCAGGACUUUAUUAACGUAACCUAAAAGUGAUUCAUAACUGCUUAAUUGUUGUAUUCUCUUUUUUCAAUUGUAGUGCUCUUGUAUUUCAGUUGUGGAGCUUCAGUGAUUUAUUCUUUUUAUUUCUUUGGUUUCAGUCACACCUCCCUUGUAAAUAAUUGCAUAAAUAUUUCUCUCAUAAUGCUUGCUUUUUCUUUAGAGGCCAUAGAGAACUUCAAAUGGGUACACCUCAAGGCUUUUUCUUAAGCGCAUAGCCUUUAAAGAUCAUAUGUAAAGUGGGUUUACCAAGCCAUUGAAAGCUGACAAAUCUGUGUUAGACAGAUGAAACCAACUCACGUAUUGGCUAAAUGCAAAUGUCAAUUUUUGGUUUAAAGGGGAAGACGUUUGGGCUCGCUCCUCGAUUGGUCGACCGACCGCCUGGAGCUGAAGCUUUUGCUGGCUUAUGAGCUGUUUUGUCAAUAUAAGAUGUCGAACAUAUGAUCUUUAAUCUUUAAUGAUGGUUUUCCUAGUUUAAAAUCGACAGCUCAAGAAGUUAAACACUGAAACAUGGACGUGCUGUUUUUUCUUUUUCUUUAACCUGUCCAAAUUCGAGUGGUUCAUCUUGCGUAUCUUCUCUUGUAGGUCGGCAGGCUGACUUCGACAUUGCUCCUCGGAGGCAGCUUGUGGAUUCCUGUCCUUAAACAACUAUAUAAAAAAAAAAAAAAAAAAACGUUAUUCAGUCCUGUGGGGACGAAUUCAGUGUCUAACCUUGUAAAUAGCGAGGCGUUUUGUUUCCAAGUUUGUCUUAUUCCGUGCUUUGUUCAGAUUGAACCUGUAGGUUUUGUGCUGAUGUGUUCUUAAGUCUUGAAUAGAAAAAGUGUCCUUUAUUUUGUAUUUUAGUUCUUUUCCUGAAGGUUUUUGGAUAAAGGGAUUAAAAAUUGCGAAGAAAUGA
Onychostoma macrolepis is the source of this 2582-nucleotide messenger RNA. RefSeq names its product heterogeneous nuclear ribonucleoprotein D-like (gene hnrnpdl). Lineage: Eukaryota; Metazoa; Chordata; Actinopteri; Cypriniformes; Cyprinidae. Gene Ontology annotation, molecular function: poly(A) binding; poly(G) binding. Gene Ontology annotation, cellular component: nucleoplasm. The record is from RefSeq and is a predicted model, not a curated record. Gene Ontology annotation, biological process: regulation of gene expression.